This is a messenger RNA of Portunus trituberculatus (swimming crab), 2341 nucleotides long. RefSeq lists its product as uncharacterized. Gene Ontology annotation, biological process: negative regulation of MAPK cascade; protein dephosphorylation. Bases 238 to 1512 code for a protein of 424 amino acids. The record is from RefSeq and is a predicted model, not a curated record. Gene Ontology annotation, cellular component: cytoplasm. The transcript has 5 exons. Gene Ontology annotation, molecular function: protein tyrosine/serine/threonine phosphatase activity; MAP kinase phosphatase activity. NCBI's taxonomy places the organism in Eukaryota, Metazoa, Arthropoda, Malacostraca, Decapoda, Portunidae.
GGUGAGGGGGCGUGGCGGCGAGGUGGAGGGGGCGCGUGGCACAGUGCCGCCUGGAGUCAGUCUGGUCCUGGUGUGCCGACCACGCGGGUGUCUCCUGGAGUGUUGAUCAGGCAGUCCCCGUCCUUGGCAGCCUCUCGCGUCGUCGGCACUCACACACGCACACUUGCACACACGCACACAGCCAGACACACCCUCCUUCUCCUCACACACACACGCACACACACACACACACACAGGAUGGGUCGCCACAGGAUUCAGCGAUGCAACACAGCCGAACUGAGGGACCUGGUUGACCCUAUUGGCUCGAGAUGGUACCGGCCUAUCAACUCCUUCGAUGAGGUGUUCCCGGGGGUUCUGCUGGGCGACGCAGACACGGCGCUGUCAACGCAGGAGAUCAAGGACAACAACAUCACGCACAUCCUGAACGCCGCGCAGGGCACCAAUAACCACGCCUACAGUGGCUACGUGGGCACCAACCCCUCCUACUAUGCCAAGCUGCGUAACAUCAAGUUCAUGGGCAUCCCCGCCAUGGACAUGCCCAGCUUCUACAUCCGCCCCUACCUGCGUCAGGCGGCGGACUUCAUCGACAAGGCGCUCAAGGAAGGAGGCCGCGUGUUGGUGCACUGCGUGUGUGGCAUCUCCAGGUCCGCGGCUCUUGUGGUGGCCUUCCUCAUGCUGAAGCGAGGCAUGAACGUGCUGACUGCUGUGUCCACCAUCAAGAAGAAGCGCAACAUCUACCCUAACCAGGGCUUCAUGAGCCAGCUGUGUGACCUGGACUACGAGCUGCGCAAGACGGGCGAGCUGCCCGCCGACAGCGUGGAGCUUGGCCCCGGCCCCCUCACCAUGGAGCGCGAGGAGUCCCCGAUCCGCAACAUGUCCGCCUACCCGCGCUUCACGCUGGUGCCCGCCAAGGCCAUGGACACCUACACCAGCACCAAGAACUUCGUGACUCCGCGCCGCGCCCGCUCCUGCGAGAGGUACGACGUGUCCCCGCGCAAGACUGUGGCGGACCACCACCCGCUGGUGGAGGUGCCGCCGCGCCGCGAGACCCGCAGCCCCUCGCCCUCACGCCAGCUGGUUGUCGUCAAGCCCAACCUGUACGACCUCAAUGACAACGGCGUGGGCGGCAAGGUGUUCGACACGUACGCCCGCUACGCCCGCACCUUCUCCAGGCCUCCGUCCACCGUGAGCAAGGCGCCCUUCGACCCCUACCUCAGCCUGCUGCGCCAGCCACGCUCCUACACCUACGACAACUACGACCCGCUGGACAUUGACCUGGACACCUACAGGUACAUGAAGGCCAAGAGUUCCUUCCUGCCGGAGACCAUCGUCACCGCCACGCCCGUCUACCGCUCCUACAGGAUCGUGCCGGAGCGCGCCGACGUGUACGGCAGCUCCUCCUACAUCCCCGCCUACCCCUACACGCAGCGCUACCUGCCCUCCCCCGCCACCCACCCCGCCGCCUACCGCGCCCUCACCGCCACGCCCAUCUCCCGCACCAUCUGGAUCUAGGCUCGCCACGCGCCCACACCACCCGCGCCUCCUCCCCUCUCCGCCCCUUACCACACUUCCAGCAGGCGAGGUGACCCAGCGCCGUACCUGUGUCACCCUCGGGGAAUGGGGGGAAAGAAGGCCGCCACGCGCUUCCCGAUAAUAGAUCCUCCUCCUCCUCCUCCUCCUCCUCUUCCUAUCAAAGCAGUGCAGGUGUGAGGCGCAGAACCGACGAGCUGUGGAUGCAGGAGCAACACUGAGAGGGAGAAGGAGGAGGGACACGAGGCCACACAGGACGGGGAGGGACACCAACACGCAGGAGGAGGAGGAGGAGGAGGAGGAGGAUGAUGUGGAGGAAGAGAAGGAACAGGAGAAGGAAGAGGAGGAGCAACACUCAUCCUUACACCACCAUCAGAUCUUCCAAAUCAGAAUUACGUCAACACAAACAGUAAUGAGGCAACGAUGGGAGGAGGGAGGGAGGGAGGGAGGAGAGGGCGUAAGGAAGGGGAGGAGGAGGAUACAGUUAGAACGGAAGAGGGAAGGAAGGGGAGGAAGGGAACACAGUACUUAAGGGCUUCCCACAACCCCCCAUCACCACUUGUCCCCUCCUCUCCUCCCCCUCACUCCCCAACAAACGAGGGGAGUGAUUUUUGGGGAGCAAGCCACGAAUGGGGAGGAAAUGUGAGAGGGUGAAGAGGAGGAAUGACUCUCUCUUCCCUCCCUUCCCUCAAUCUUCCUCUCUCCUUCUCCCUCCCCUUCCCACAACCCCCUCUCCCCCACCCCUCUCCUCCCCUCCCCAAUCAGUGAAGUACUAAUGCUUUUAAUAAAAAUAAUAAAUCGACUAUUUGUA